AUGACUCGUAAGGAAGAUAAAUGAAGAUAGAAGGAAUUGAUGGGGGAAUGCAGGUGGAAAUCAGCGCGACUUGGCCCGCGAGAAGAACUUGAAGAAACUCCAGGAGCAGAAGAAACGCGCCGGAGCCAACGCCAAGGACGGCAAUGCUGUCCGUUAUUUUCUUUUUUUGAAAUGACCCAUUUCUCAAUAUUAUCUUGAAUAAUCGAAUAGAAAGCUCCCUGAUGACUUUUGAGGGUCUUUUGAUAAAAUUUUUAGCGAAAAUCGAUAAUUUUUCAUGGCUUUUUUAAAAGUUAUUUCGAAAUUGAAGCUUCAGGUGAAAUUAUAGAAGAAUUGGGUCACACAACGAGAUAACGAUUUUUCACGCCUAAUUUUUUUGAAUUUAUUUUUUUAUUUUUUUAUGACCAAGAUUUUUAAGAGUAAAAAGUACUGUAUUUCGUUGUAAGACCCAAUUUUUUUGUACCAACUUGUUUUUUCCAAUUCAAAGUUCUUCAUAACAUUUUUCGGGUCUUUUUCAAAAAAAAUUAGCCCAUAUUUGAUAAAAUUAGAACAAGGAGCUCAUGAAGAACUUUCUAUUACUUAUUUUGAAACAAGAAAAAGUUUCAACUAUAUUUUUUUAUCGCUAUUCAGAAAGUUUUUUUGACCAAAAAUAACAGAUUCUCUAUUUUUUUACCAUUUUCAAAAAGCUUCUCUCUAAGUUUUUUUAAACGAAACCACUUCCAAAAAAACGAGAAAAAAAGGUCAAAAAUUCACUUUUUCCUGUUUCAAUUUUUGAUUUUUUUGAUAUCAUCAUAGUUUACAAUGAUUUUUUUGAAUUUAGGCUUCCUAAAAUGUUCGCAAAAUGAAGAUUUUUCCAGGGUUUGAGCACGGAUUCGCGUAUGAACCGUGACGCGGAGAUCAUGCGGAUCAAACAGGAAAAAGCGGCGGCGAAAAAAGCCGCCGAAGACGCCGCCAAGGUAUCAUUCCUGUUUCUCCUUCAUUUUAUUAAUAGUCCAGUUAAAAUCUAGGAGUUUUAGCAUACACAGUAAAACAAAUAUGUUGAAAAUUCUAUGAAAAAAACGAGAUUUUUUUGUUGAAUUUAUAUUGAUUUUUCAAAAAAAGUCCAUUUGUUUAGGAAAUUUUUUUCUUUGUCUGAUUUUUUUAAAUUUUUGGUUUCUUCCAGCUCCAUUUGAGUUAUUUUGGUCCUCUUUAUUUUUAUUCAAAGGUUAUAAAUUAGUUUUUUAAAUGAAUUUUUUUACGAUUUCGGAAGGUUUAAAUGAAAUUUUUCAGGUUUUUUUGAGUUUAGAGUUUUGUUUUUUUAUUUGAUGAUAGGUCAAGAUAAAAACCUGAAAUUUUUAUUUUUCGGCUUUUAAAAUAGGUCAAAACUAUCAUAUAUUUAUUUUUGAUUUUUUUCGUCAUGGCUUAAUAAAGGAAAAUGAAGUUUUGAGGACAAAAUUGUGAGAAUUCACAAAAAAAUUCCAAAAUUCGGAGGUUUUUUUCUGAGAUUUCAGGAGUUCUUGGUUGAAAAUGGCCUUUUAUCUCAAAAAGCGAAUUUUUUUCUUUAUUCUCGCCGAAAUCCCUCCCUUUUUUUCAUUUUUUUAAAAAUCUUUUACUCAAAUUUUUUAAAAACACAUUUUUUUAUCUUGAUACAAAAAUAAUAAUCUUUUUCGUUUUUUUUCCAGGGCUCGGAUAGCGGAAAAGUGGCCAAAGUCGACCCCCUGAAGAUGUGAUUCCUGUUUCAGAAUUAGUAUGAAAUUAACUCGUAUCGAGUAGGUUUUCCAUCUUUUUUCCUUCAAAAGAAAAAUCAAUAAAUUAGGGGCGUGUCCCGAAAUUACGCGUUUGAAAGUAGUCACGGUUCGGGUAAUUGCACGUUUCCAAGAGAACUUAUAAUUUCCUUCCCACGCGCCUUUUUUUUUGCAAAACUUUUUCUUUCCUUGAGCUUUUGAGCGUCUAUGAGAGCUUCGAGAAGCUUAUCCGAGCUUUUUUCGAAAAGAAAAUUCCUUUUUUGCUCCCGGUUUAAUCGAUUUCUUUUUUCAAAACUCCGAAAAUGAAGGUUCUAUUGAGAUUUUCCUAUAUGUUCUUCAAAAUUCAAGCUUUCUUCUUUUUUUUUGAGUAGUACGAAGUUCAAUCCAAUCUCAAAUAUUACGCAAAAAAAAAUUGAAAAAAGGUUUUUUUUUUUGAAAAAAAUUGAGACCGGGUUAUGUUCCUUUAAAGGCGCAUAGCCUAAUUUCAUUAACUGGCCUCAUUGUUUUUUUUUUUGAUUCGGUGUAGUCAAAGCUCUCAUAAUCUCAGGGGAAUAGUUUUUUUCUUCAUAGCCUAUGCUCCUUUAAAGGCGCAGAGCUUGUAUUCUCUCUAUUUUCGUGUACGAAAAAUGCUGAGAAAUCACGGUGCUUACAAAUGAAAAUGACAAAUCAAUUAACAUGGUCAUUAGAAGCUUGAUUUAUGGAUUGCAGCCAAAAUGUAUUCUCUUGAAUUUCAGGCCGUGCUCCUUUAAAGGCGCAGAGGUUGGAUUUUUCGUAAAACCCUUUUAGAAAAAGUUAAAAAUCUUAGUGAUUAUAAAGUCAUGGUAAGAAAGUGAUUAUCAUGUCCUUUAAAGCCGAAAAGUUUGAAAACUGGCCAAAAUUUAUUUUUAAGCUUUUUUGGUUAAAGGCGCAGACGUCGGAUUUUUAGCAUAUGCUUAUUUAAAAAAUACUCAAAAGCCUCAUUUUUCACAAAAUGAAGUUGAAGAAUUAACUGUCAAGCUCAUUCAGAGCCAAAAAGUUUUAAAACGGUGUAAAUUUUUUUGAAGCCAUGCUACUCUGAUUAAAGGCGCAGAGGUCAUAUUUUUGGCGUCAUCAUGUACAGAAAUUCGAAAAAUCAGUAGUCACCAAAUAAAAAUUUCAUUCAAGGCCUGCUCUUCUUAUUAAAGGCGCAAAGGCCUGCGAAUUCCCACAGCGAUUUCUAUUUAAGGAAACGUCUGAAUAGGCGGGAACCAAAUAGACUAUAUAGAAUUACUCGAACCGAUAUCUCGAGCCAACAAAUGGGCAAUUCGUGUUGACAAGUAUCAUGUGUCCACAUAAUUAAAUUCUUCUUUCUUUUUCUUCUUUUUUCCCCCGACCCCACUUCCUAGUGCUUUCUUCUCGAUUUCAUUCUUUUUCUUCUUUUUUUCUUUCCCUUAUUCUUUUUUUUUACAGAUUCCCAAGGCGUUUCUCCGUCACGCGAUCCGUCUCACGCCUCAUUUCCACUUCAAAUCAUUCUUUUAUUUCCCUUCCAUAAAUUAUUUUCUAACGAUUUUUUGGUAUUCCGAUGCAUUUUCUUUUUGUCCAUAUGGUCCUUUUUCCCUCCCCGCCAAACACAAGUGUUUUUUCUUAUUUUUAUGGGUUGAAGAGUAAAUAUUUUUCAAUUUUUAUCGAUUUUUUUGCGAGACUUUGUAAUUUUCAAUGAUUUUCGAUACCUUUUGAGUGUUGUAUGGUGGAUUUUCAUUUGUAGAGGUUUGGUUUUGUCGUUUUUUUGAACUUGUAUUUUUUUUUGAGCUUAAAGAACUUUAUAGAAAAAAAAAUUUGAGGCUUUUCGGAUUUUUUAUUAAAGUUUCAAGACCCAUUUUUAACGGUUUUUCUUUUUUUGGUAUAAUUUUUGAUUUUUUUAGUAGUUUUUGAAAAAAAUCUUUCCUUAUCAGAACUUCAAGCGUUUUCUUCGAAGUUUUUCAAGAAAAAAACUAAAUUUUCUGGAAUUUCAUAAUUUUUUUCACUUGCCUUAAAAUGGUGAGGAUUCUUGACGAUUUUUUUCAAAAAAAUAAUAUUGUGUUUUUUUAUUGAAUUAACACAAGCAAGCGAUAUAUGAACUUGAAUUUUUGUUUGAAAAAUUAAAAAAAAAUUUUUCUGACUUUUUGAUAAGCAUUUCGAAGAUUUUUAAAAAAACUUGGAUUUUUUUAAACUUUAGCUCAAAAAUUCUCAGGAAAAAUUAAAUUAAAAAGUAUAUUAUUUGAUUGAAAUUAGUUUUUCGACAGCUUUUUUUCCAACCAAAAUAGUGGAUAUAGAUUUUUUUAUAGACGCUAGAACACGGGCAAAGUCCAAAAGGUCUCAAAAGGAACUUUUUUUCUAGACCUUUUUCUGAAAAGGACCUUUUAAAGAGUUCUAAAAAAAUAAGGCGGAAAAAAGGAGAUUCCGAGAAACGUUUGACACCUUUUUGGGAACUCAAAAAGGAGCCUAGACUCUUCUUUUAGGCUUUUUUAAGGUCGUUUGGACUUUGUCUGUGAAAUAUUUUUUCACUUUGAAAAAAAGGAAGGUAAUUUCACUCUAAGAAUCGUAUUUUUCUAAAAGUUGGCCAGAACACUCAUUGAUGUACCAGAUGAAGAUUCUGAAAAUACCAUUUUUCAAAACUUCCUAAUUUUUGAAAAAAGUGGCCUAUUUUUAUCGAUUUUGUCAGUUUUAUUCAAUUUUGAGGAGUCCUCUCUCGAAAACUAGCAAUUUGUGCAGGUUGGAACUUUCAGAAUCUUCUUCUGGUACAGCAAGGAGUGUCCUGGCCAAAUUUCAGGAAAUUCCCCUUGUGAGGUCCUGCGUGUCAAAAUCACUUUUCACAUGUUCCAACUUCCGUUCUUAUCGAAUAGGUUUCCCACCGAAGUUAUCAAUCACUCCCAGGUGUUCACCAAAGACGCGAAACUCGUGAUUUCUCCCCCGUUCGAUCAUUUUUUGGCCCGAUACAAUCUGUUGAAUCGAAAGUUUACACUGUAAACUUGCACUAGGUGCAACUUUUCCCAAAUUUCUCUUUUUUUCUUGUUAUAGUCCAUUCGUCCUGGUUUUUAAUUUCAUUAUCGAAGUAACUCGUUGCGGUCGCGACGCGGUUUUUGGCGCGAAAUUUAAAUUUUGAGUUGAAAGUUUGCAAAAAAGCGGUUCUAUUACUUCAUAGUAGUAAGAUUAGUGGCCACUUAAGUGGCUGAAAUUUAGUGGUCCCUUAAGUAGUAGAACUACUGGAUCAUUAAAUGUUCAAAGAUCCCUUUAGGGAUCAUAAAAACUAGUUCAAUUAAUCAUUUUUUGGACUUAUCAAAAUCAAUGGCCAUGAAAAGUAAUCUAAAAAGAUUUUUCGAGUUUUAAAUCGGUUUUCCCGCCAACAACCGUGCCGCGACCGCAACACUCAGGAAAGGUGGAAAAGGCUCCUUUUUGCGGCCUUUUCGCGCCAAUUUCUCAGCCCUUUUGCACCAUUUUUGCUGCCUCUGAACUUUCCAUUAAUUUUUGAGCCUUUAAAAUCUCAGAAAUAGGAAAGGCUCCAUUAAGGGACCUUUUUGCUGCCUUUUAGCGGCCCUUUUGUGGCCUUUUUGCUCCCUUUUUGCGGCCUUUUUGUGGCCUUUUUGCGUCCUUUUUGUGGCCUUUUUGCUUCUUUUUUGUGGCAUUUUUGCUGCCUUUUUUGAGCCUCUCAGCGGCCAUUUUCCACCGUUCCUAGUUUUCCCGAGAGACAAGUUUUAACGUAGAUUAUUUUACGGUAUACCAGUAAUUUAUAUGAAGGAAGCAUAAAUAUUGCAUUUUUUGGAAAAAGGCUGACGAACCCUUCCAUUUCAUUUUCCUGCAAAAUGACCGCGAGAUUCGUUGGAAUUUCUUUAAUUCUCUUUUUCAUGAUCCGCCUUUUUCGAUUUAAUGAAUCCUUAACAUCAAAAACAUUUCGCGACGUUUAGGAAUGUCGUCGCCGGAAUCGUUGGCGACGCAACUCGCCGAGUUCCGCGACAAAUUCGCCGAGUUGCAUCCGGAAAGCUCGGAAGAAGACGAGUGCUGUGCCGUCCGUCAGCGGGCUGUCCAGUUCAUCAGGGUGAGUCCCGGUUUUUUUUCUUCGAAAACGAGUUUUCUAAAUGAUCAUUUAUAAUAGUGAACUCUUAUUUCGGGAAAAUCGUGGAGAGGUGUUGGUGGUGUUUGGAAGGUUAUUGGAAGGUAAAUAAAAGUAAAAAAGUAAAUGAGGUAGUUGGAAGGUAAAAAAUGAAAUAUUCCGGCCAUUCUGCCAGUUUUUCAGUAGGUUUUCAAGAAGCUGUGUAUAGUCAAUUUGUUCCGAAUUGAAAGGCGAGAUGUGUAGAGAGGAAAGGGCAAAGCGUUGCGUAAGUGACUUUUUUGCGGCUUUUUUCAAUCAAAUCAUUUAUUUUGUUGUUUUAGUCUGAUGUAAUCAACUAGGCGGUGAACAAGAACUUUGAAAGCUAUAACGAACAACCGCCAUUGGCGAACUACAAGUCCAAACGUGUAGUCGAAAGAGUUGAAAGAAUGGUCUGACGGUCCUUCGCCUCGUCCUUCUGCGCGUAGUCCAUCCAGUUGCGCCUUGACGAGCUCAGAAUGUAGUGGAUGGUGUAGCUGGAGCCCGGAGGCCGUGCUUUAGGUGGAAGCCUCAGAAUGAGAGCGACCACUUCGAGUGAAGAUUUUACACGGAGUUUUCUCUCUUUUGCGGCCUUUUUUUAGUGAAUUCAUUUAAAAACGAUAGUUGAAUUGAAAAGAAUAUUCACGUUGCAUUAGAGACAUUUGUGGUUGGUUUUUUCGUUGCUGGUAGAAAUACACUGAGUUGAAUCGGUAACCUGACAGUCAGAGGAAGAUCAUUCUCGCAGUGAAAAGAAAAUAAAGUCGAUAAAUUUUUUGUCUCUACUUGAAACGGCGAUGUCUGUGCAAAGUUUUUUUUUCCAAUUCAAAGUUUUUGGCAUUUUUUGAUUUUUCUCAACAUUCUUGUUGAAGAAACCAAGAAGGUCUUCUGACAUCUGAUCGAAAAAAAUGAAGAUGAUAUUCCAAAACAUUGCGACCGCUUUGCACAUGAUUUUCACGCGUUUUGCCGUUGCAAGUCAAAAAAUAUAGUUUUUUCGUCGUUCCGAAAACUUUUGAGCCAUUUUCUCCCGGACCAAGAUGAUUUUACAGGCCGAAAUCCCGGCAAUCGACGAACACGCGGUCCCCGUGACGAAAGCCGCCUAUUUCCUGGCCUGUGGCCGGCUUCUCAACGUCAGCCAUUGUUUCGACCCCGUCGCCGAGGUUCUUCUCAGCUCCGCCGUCAAAUUAGGCGAGUUUCCCGAGGAUCAUAUCAUUGAUAAUUUGAAUAAGAAGACUUAAAAUUUGAAAAAUUCUUGCAAGAAAAUUUCAGAAACUUUUUUAUGUAACCUUUUUUGCACUAACGAUCGUUUCAAAGGCCUGAAAAAUUAAUUAAAAAAAUUUCUGUUUAUCAAAAAUAAAAUAUUUUUCGUUUUUUUAGAUUCUUUCACUGUUUCAACGUAUUUUUUUAAAAUUCUAAAAAAAUCCACUAGUGAUUCAAUUGGCCUUGUUUCUUGUCAACUACGAUAAUUAAUACGCUGAUUAUUUGGAAAGUUAGGCCGUGUUUUUUAUUUGUGAAAUACGGCCUUUACGAUAAUCAGGCCAUUCGUUUUUUGAUUUUCUCAACUACUAAAAAUGAUAGAUUAAAGAAACGGGAGCGAAAAAAAUAAAAAGUUAAAGUGAAGGUCGAACUUCACAAAUGGAAAACAUGGCCUAACUUUCGUAAUGACCGUAUUUCACAAAUAACAAAAAUGGCCUAACUUCCGUAAUUUCCGUAUUUUAUAAAUUAAAAAAGACGGCCUAACUUUCGUGAAUGCCGUAUCUCACAAAUGGUACAGACGGCCUAACUUUCGUAAUUGCCUUGCUUCUAGACCCAUUGUUACACGACGCCUGGUUCGAGCUCGGCCAAUGUCUGACCAAAAAACCCGAUAUCGAAUUCGCUGUUUCCUGUUUCGAGGUCGAUUUAUUAUCAUUUUCCUUGUGAUUUUCAAUCAAUUUGCAGGAGAGCAUACGGUUACAAAAAUCGGGAAAUGUGAUGUCGGCGAUGGCCGUCGCCCUGAGGUCCCAGGCGAGUCGCUGCGAAUCGGACGCCGAGAAAACCGCCCUCAGGUUCUUUUUUUAUUGAUAUUCAUAGUAGGAUCUAAGAUUAAAAGUGUUUUUGAUCUUAGAAACCGACGCUCCUAUUUUUCGAAUUUUUGAGAAGAUCCAUCAAUUUCCAGAACAAAAGCCCUGACGUUGGCCCGAGAAGCCGUCGUGAUAAAUCCGACCUCUGGAAACGGAUACCUCGCCUUGGCCACCGGAUGCUUCGUCGAAUUUUUCUCCUCUUCCCAGACGAAAUUCCCGUUUCUGGUUCGUUUUAUGUUUAAUAUUUCGAUGAAAAGUUGAUCAAAAAUUUAAAGGCGCAUCCCAUAAAGGUCUCAUGACGAAAUACCGGUUUUAGUUUUUCUUACUGAAAAAAGGUCAGAAUGAGGUUUUCUCACACACACAAGAGGUUCUCACCUACCAUAUAGGGGCUAAGCUUGCAAAAGUAUCCACUUUAGGGUUUUUAGGUAGUGACCCCUAUAGAGGCAUUAAAAAUGAAAUUUUUCUGACGGAAAAUUUUUUUGCACUGAUUGCUAUCUUCCCAGGAACAAUUGAAGAUGAGUUUUUUCCCGAUUUUCCAUUCAAUAUCCCGUUUUCAGGACGAAUCCAUCAAGUAUUACGGGAAAGCUCUGCAAUGUCCCGACCAGACGAGAAAUCCCGAACUUCAUCUCAAUUUCGCGACCGCUUUGAGGUGAUUUUAUUGGAAAUAGGCAAUGAAAUUUCGUUCCUUAAACAUUAUCAUAUCAAGAUAAUAGAGAAAAAAUAAUUGAGGCAAGCAAUUUCGAAUGGAAAUUUUCAACUUUGAGGGGAAUGUAGAUUUUUGCAAAUUUACAAUGAUCUUGAGGUGAAUUUUUAGGAUUGUAGCCUUUUUGACCGUUUCUUGGAGUAAAUUUUAAAAAAACGGUUUUUUUUAAGAUACCGAGAAGACUUCGGAUCGGCCUUACAACACCUGAAAGAAGCCGUGAAGUUAGAUCCGCGAGAUUCCUUGAACUCCCGCCAAAGAUUGACGGCCCUCGUCAAUUAUCUGGAAAAGUUCUCCGAUGCCGUCGAGAAAAAAGGUUUUUGUCUAAAAUCUUUGGAAAAAAUUUAUUUUGAUGUUUCAGGCCGCCUGAAGAUGAAAAGACUUCAAACCCUGGUGGCGGCCUUGCAAGCCUCCACCUGCGCUUUCAUCCAAUCUUCCGAGGCGAAGAACUCCCUCGCCGUCGCCACGAAGUCUAUCGACGACCUUCAAAUCGGCCCCAAUCUCAACACCAUCAUACAUGCCAAGAUAGUCGCCACCAUCCCCCACGAUGACAUCGUUCCUUUGUGAGUAGUUCUCGGCUAACUCGGGGCUCCAAAAUGGUCCCUCUAGGGGCAACCUGAAGAGCCCUGGAAGGUUUUCUUUUGUAGACCACUUUGCUUCUCCCUAUAGGGGCGUUAAAGCUAGGAAAAAGGGACCACUCUAGGGUCUUCUUGGCUAAGAGGCAAAGUGACGUUUUUCACUUAAAGACCACUUUAGGGUUUUUAGUUAUUGGCCCCUAUAGGGCAAAUUCUAGUCGAUUAUUAUUUGAGAAACUUGAUAAAUUAGCGUCUUUGAGUGAAUCGUGUGAACAGAAGAUGAACUGAUCAAAAUUGCUUUUUAAAUUGCAAAUCUGAAUGAAAAAGAGAAAGACCCGAUAGGGACCACUUGAGCUUUUGGGGACUCACGGGUCAGACUUUAAGCCCCUAUAGGGACCACCUAAAUGGGAACUUUUUUCUCCUAACCCCUGAAGGGACCACUCUGGCGUCCCUGAGAAGACCAUAGGGUUCCUUGGCUAACUGGGAAAAUCUUUAGUGGCCACUAUAGUGGCUCGCCAAGGACUACUUGGAGAAGACACUAAAGUGGCCACUAAACCCACCUCUAUAGUGGCCACUAUUUUCCGUUUUAGUGGCCACUAUAGAGGUUUUCUAUUUAAUAGCCACUUCAGUAGUUUUUCAUUCAGUAUUCCUUCCAGUAACUCUGAUAAUUUUAAAACGAACAGAUUGGACCAGUUAUGUUGAUCCAUUGGCCCCUAAAGUGGCCACAAAAAUUUUCAGUGGUCUAGUAGUAGCACUUAGACCUCUAUAGUGGCCACUAACACUUCCUAGGAGGUCCAAGGGGUUUCUGGUUCAGAUCAGAGAUAACAGGACUUAAAUUCUGAAAGAUGUUUAUAAAAUCUCUGAAAACAAUGGUUUGUCCAAAGAAAUUCUCGAAAUCUCAGUUCUAUCCGUGUUAUAUGAAUCUCAGAACCUUCGUGGUUUGCGACGUGAACGAACGAUGUUGCGCGGUGACGGUCUACAACUGCGCUCCGAACUUCGGAUUCGUCAUCGGCGACACGAUCGACAUCGCAGAACCUUUCCUGAAGGAGGCUGAGGUGAUUUUUUUGGUGAAAAUGGUUCACAAAUGGAUUUUCAGUCAAAUUUAGUUACUUUGGUCUGAAAUUUAUGAAAAAGGGGGAAAAGUCAAUAAAAAUUGGAUGAAAAAAAAUUAUUUCGAGUUUUGAGGCUUUAAAAUUUUAUUCCCCACUAGCUUGAGACAACGGGUCUUGACGCGAUUGACGAAAUAGUGUGGGGAAUUGAGAGAUUUGGACGUUUUUUUGAGUUUCCGUAUCGCAAGAUAAAUACGAAAUCGUAACCUUUUUAUUUUUUUUUCGGCCCUCAGACAUUGAUUUUUAGCAAUAACUAGGGCUCCCAAAAAGUGAUAUUUUCAAAUUAGCGCCAAAAGCGCGGCGCCUCAAGUCGCGAAACAUGAGUGAAAUUGAAGAACAUCGAGCUGAGCACAUCUUGCGACGCGACGACAUCGCCGACGCGAGCGAUACCGCUCCUGCGAUGGAUUCGCGUCCGGUCGCCGCGACUUCUGUGUCGCAACGGCCAACCCACCGCGAGUGCCGUCGUCGCCCCCACGCAACUGACCAUCGAGUCGUAA
Messenger RNA from Caenorhabditis auriculariae, 10719 nucleotides. The record is from the annotation of a GenBank genome assembly. Lineage: Eukaryota; Metazoa; Nematoda; Chromadorea; Rhabditida; Rhabditidae.